AAGUCAAUCUGUUCUGACCCCUCAGUGAAGCCCUGAUCAUUGAGGAUUUAUGUUGCAUUUCUCCCUAGGCAAAAAUCCAAGGAUGACUCUCCUGGGAUCCCUCAUCACUCUCUGCGCAGUUGGAGCAAUGGGCUCCUCAGGGAAUAAGGUCUCAGAGGUGCUGUCAGAUUCAUCUCUCCUAAGCAUCAUUACUGAGGCCAGGCAGUUGGUAGACACUGCAUAUUUACAGGCCCGAAAAAGCUUAAAGAGAAAAUCGGAGGAAAAGAUUGUUAACCCGAUGGAUUUCCUGAAGCACCUAAAGGACCCCAUAGGAAGAACCAGAUCUGCAGUCCGUGCUGCUGAUUACUUGGAAACUACUUUGAAACUCCUCAAAAGGAAGCUGCAUCUCUCUGGGGAACAGAGUUUCAAUGUCACAGACCUGCUAAGCAGGAGACAGAAGGAGAUGAUUUCCAAGGGCACUGGCUGUGACUAUCAGACUCGUUCAAUUAAAUGCCCAGAGAGAGACUUUUACCGGACCAUUACUGGGGAGUGCAACAACAGAAAUCACUCCCACCUGGGGUCCUCUAACCGUGCCUUUGCACGCUGGCUCCCAGCUGUAUAUGAAGAUGGAAUGUCUGUUCCCAGAGGAGCAAGUGAAGGAAAGCGCUACAAUGGAUUCCCACUCCCACUGGUUCGAAAAGUAUCCAAUGAGAUUGCUCACACAGCCAACAAGAAUGUCACUGCAGAUCAGCAGCUCUCGCUGGUCUUCAUGCACUGGGGCCAGUGGGUGAACCACGACAUAGACUUGGCCCCUGCCAGUGGGGAAGGAGCCAGCCUGGAGCUCCAGUGCCACACCAGCUGUGCCUUCAAGCCCCCCUGCUUCCCUAUUAAGUUCCCCCCUGACGACCCGCGGGUGCGGAACUCCGACACCUGCAUGCCGUUCGUGCAGUCAGCCUCGGCGUGCAGCCCCGGGACCUCCCGGCGGGAGCAGCUCAACGCCGCCACGUCCUUCAUUGACGCCAGCACCGUGUACGGCAGCGACCGCGCCCUGGCCAGGAGCCUGAGAAACCUCACCAACCAGCUGGGCUUGAUGGCCGUGAACCAGGACUUCUUGGACGCGGGGCUGGAAUUGCUGCCCUUCGAGAACACGACACACAGUGUUUGUGUUCUCACCAACAGGAGUGCCAACAUCCCCUGUUUUAAAGCAGGUGACAAACGGGUGACAGAAAACCUGGGACUCUCUGCAAUGCACACUCUCUUUGUCCGAGAGCACAAUCGCCUGGCUACUGAGCUGAGGAAAUUAAAUCCCCACUGGGAUGGGGAAAAGCUUUACCAGGAGAGUCGAAAGAUUGUGAUUGCCAUAAACCAGAUCAUAACAUACAGAGAUUACCUCCCACUCCUGCUGGCUGAGGAGACCAGCAAGUGGAUCCCUUUGUACAGUGGUUACAAUGAAAAGGUGGAUCCAAGGGCCUCAAAUGUUUUCUCCCUGGCUUUCCGAUUCGGCCACACAUCAGUGCAGCCUUUUGUGUCCCGUUUGAAUGAGAGCUUUCAGCCUUUGUGUUCCUCCUCUCAUGUCCCUCUGCAUCUGACCUUUUGCGCUCCAUGGAGAAUUAUAAUGGAAGGAGGCAUCGACCCCCUGAUCCGGGGCAUGAUUGUGGAUCAUGCAAAACUCAUGAAACAGAACCAGCUGCUCAUUGAGGAGCUCCAGAACCACCUCUUUGAACAGACAGAGGUGAUGGGUCUGGAUCUAGGAGCCAUGAACAUGCAACGAGGAAGAGACCAUGGCCUUCCAGGUUACAAUGCCUGGAGGGGCUUCUGUGGGCUCUCCCAACCCCAGACUGUAGAAGAUUUAUCUGAUGUGCUGGGCAAUCCCAAACUGGCCAAGAAGUUCAUGAAUGUGUAUGGGACACCGUACAAUAUUGACCUCUGGAUUGGGGCAGUUGCAGAGCCUGUGGUUCCCCAGGGCAGAGUCGGGCCCCUCCUCUCCUGCAUUAUUGGCACCCAGUUCAGGAACCUACGUGAUGGGGACAGAUUCUGGUGGGAAAACCCGGGAGUUUUCACUCCACAACAGUUGCAAGCAUUGAGAAAAAUCUCAGUGUCAAGGGUGAUCUGUGACAAUACUCAUAUCAAAAAGAUACCCAGGGAUGUGUUCAAGAUCAACACUUAUCCUGAGGACUUCACUGAUUGCCAAGAUAUUGACUUGCUUGACCUCUCAUCCUGGAAAGAUGAGCCUGAGAGUGCCACAAAAGUUUCUAAUCCUACUCAUCAGACCAGCGUUGGAAACCCCUAAUGGUGACACUGAGCUGCUCCUGGGAAACUCCUGCCUGGACAUCAGGCUCCACUGGCUGCUGUUGACUGAACAUCAGCACAUGGUUUCCCAGAGGGGAGCUCAAGACUAUGUAAUCUGUUUUAUUUCCUGUAAUGGGAUUUUUUUAAAGAUAUAAUUUCUUUCACAAAACUUCCAGUAAUGUAAGUCUUCAGAUGAAAGGGCAAUGAUAUUUUAUUUUCUGUUGCCCUAAAGAAUUGAUCAGAGG
Passer domesticus (house sparrow) is the source of this 2513-nucleotide messenger RNA. Its product is annotated as myeloperoxidase-like. Bases 50 to 2269 code for a protein of 739 amino acids. The record is from RefSeq and is a predicted model, not a curated record. The transcript has 13 exons. Gene Ontology annotation, biological process: response to oxidative stress; defense response to bacterium. Gene Ontology annotation, molecular function: peroxidase activity; heme binding. NCBI's taxonomy places the organism in Eukaryota, Metazoa, Chordata, Aves, Passeriformes, Passeridae.